Messenger RNA from Centropristis striata (black sea bass), 1489 nucleotides. Its product is annotated as amyloid beta A4 precursor protein-binding family B member 1-interacting protein-like. Gene Ontology annotation, biological process: signal transduction. The record is from RefSeq and is a predicted model, not a curated record. The coding region runs from base 47 to 1390 and encodes 447 amino acids. NCBI's taxonomy places the organism in Eukaryota, Metazoa, Chordata, Actinopteri, Perciformes, Serranidae. Gene Ontology annotation, cellular component: plasma membrane; cytosol. The transcript is spliced from 13 exons.
UUUCUUAUAAAGUGACCUAUGAGAGUUUUGACACUUUCAACUUGUGAUGCUCCCAUGUGUGAGAGACAGAAAGAUGGACGACAUAGAUGCCAUGUUCACCGAUCUACUUGGAGAGAUGGAUGAUCUCGCUCAGAGUUUGAAGCCUGCAGAAGACACAGCAGAAGCGGAUCCUGCCUCAAAGACAAACAGCACCUUCUCCAUUGGCUUCACAGACUUACAUGAGUCUCUUAGCGAACUGGAAGACCAUGACCUGGAUGCUCUCAUGGCUGAUCUCAGAUCAAAAUCCACCACCUCAGAAGUUUCCACAGACCGACAGACCAGCAGCUGUGUGGAUAAUCAAACAGCAGCGUCAGGCGUGACUCAGGAACCGGAGCCAGCAGCUGCCCUUCCUCCGCCAUCUGACUCUGCUGCAUCAUCUGGAGGGCUGCACAUGAGUGAACCUCAGACAAAAGCAGACAAGAUUAAACUGGCUCUGGAGAAGCUGAAAGAAGCCAAUGUGAGGAAGUUGAUAGUAAAGGUACUGAUGAGCGACGGCAGCUCCAAGACACUGAUGGUGGAUGAGAGACAGACGGUCCGAGAGGUUUUGGACAAGCUGUUUGAGAAGACACACUGUGACUGCAGCAUCAACUGGAGCCUGUGUGAGACCAACCCUGAGCUGCACACUGAAAGAGGCUUUGAGGACCAUGAGCACUUAGUGGAGCCCCUGUCUGCAUGGACUCGCAGCAGUGAAAACAAGAUCUAUUUUGUGUCAAGACCUCAGAAGUAUGUGAUGUUUACAGACCCUCAAUUAUUUUACAUGUGGAAGAAGAAGAAAGCGAGCUUGAAUGGGAUGAAUAUGCAAGCCAAGCAGCUCUUAGUCAAGGAGCAUUUUGGAGGUUCCACUCUGAUUGUUCCUGACCUUGAGGGCACACUGCACUUAAAGGAAGAUGGGAAAAAGGUUUGGAAACCUCGCUACUUCAUGCUCAGAGCCUCGGGCAUCUACUUUGUGCCGAAAGGAAAGACAAAGUCUUCCAGUGAUCUUGCCUGCUUUGUCCAUUUUGAAAAAGUCAACAUCUACAGCACCAACAACUACAAACAGAAAUACAGAGCUCCCACCGACUUCUGCUUCAUACUGAAGCAUCCCUGCAUCCAGAAAGAGUCGCACUACAUCAAGUUCCUGUGCUGUGACAAUGAACACACACUGUUGCUUUGGAUGAACUCCAUCAGAAUAGCCAAGUAUGGGACAGCCCUGUAUAAAAACUACCAGGCUGCAAAGAAAAGAGCGUCCAGUUUGAAAACUCCCCACUCUGUUGCACACGGAGACAGAUCCAACAGUCAUGUUGAAGACUAUCCACAUGAGCCUCCACCUGACUUCAUCCCUCCUCCUCCUCCUGGACACACACACGUUUGAGAGCCCUCGCUCCUUCCUCCGUCAGCUAGCCUGAUUUAGCUCAUUUAACCUCCCUGUGCACACGUUAAGUCCAUUUAUACCAGGAGUCAUCAACUACAU